CAAUUACUCAGAUAUAUAUCAUUGCAUGCCUAAGGUUAGACUCAGAUCAGCAGAGACAAUCCUGCAGAUAUGGCCUCAAAUUGCAGCAUCCUUUAUGAAGAACUGCUCCUGUGUUCAAUCUGUCUUGGUGAGUUUAAUGAGCCUGUCUCCACUCCAUGUGGACACAACUUCUGCAAGGGUUGCAUCAUGCAAUACUGGAACAGUCUGGUUAGUGGACCUGCACAGUGUCCUCUCUGUAAGAAAAAGUUGGGCAACAAACCAAGGCUCCAGGUCAACACAGAGUUUAGAGAUAUGGUGGAGCAUUUCAACCACAUGAGAGUCAAGGACUUGCCUAAGAUCAUCGCCAAACCAGGAGAGGUUACCUGUGACAUCUGCACCAAACCAAAGCUUAAAGCCAGCAAGACGUGCCUGGUGUGCUUGGCCUCGUAUUGUGAGAUACACUUGGAGUCACACCAGAACCUCAACAAGCACAAACUGAUUGAUCCUGUGUCCAAUCUGGAGGACAAGGUGUGCAAAAAGCAUGACAAGAUGCUAGAGCUCUACUGCUGCACCGACAAAGAGUGUGUUUGUCUGAUUUGUUUAAAUGACAACCACACAUCACAUAAGGUUGUUCCACUGGAGCGCGCCUUUAAAGACAGAAAAGCCAUUUUCGACAACUUGACCUCAGAGUUGAAAGAGAUGGAGAACGUUAUGUCAGGGAGUGUUAGAAAAAUCAAAGAUUCAGUUCAGAGAAGCAGGGACAUGUCAGUAAAUGACAUUGAACAACUUGUACAAGUUUGGAGAGCUCUAGUGGCUUUUCUUCAAAGAAAACAGGGAGAUUUAGUUAAGGAAAUUGAAGAGAAACAGAAAGAAUCAGAGAAACAAGCUGACGAUCAGAUAACUUUGCUGGAGCAAAAACUUUCUGAUUUGAAAAGAAGGAGAUCAGACAUUGAGAAGUGUAUACAGUCAGAAGACUACCUCUACCUGCUGCAGAGCUGUCAGUUCAAACAAAUACCCGAGAACACUUAUCAGUUUGAUCAACUUACUGAACAGCCCACCGAUGUAAAGAUAGUGAAACAGUCAGUGGCUCAGAUUAAAGAGAGAGUCAUUAAGGAGGUAGAUAUGCUGAUUAAUAAGGUAAGGUCAUCUGAUUUCAGUGACCUACCUGAACAGUCAGAUGAAGAUGAAAACAUAAGGAUGGGAAAUUCUGUCCAAGACGUGUGGCGUCCACCGAAGGACAGGCUCAUGAUGAUUCAGCAAUGCAAUGCAGUUAAUGUGACUUUGAACUCCUAUAGCGCACACCCCUUGCUUACUGUAUCUGCAGAUGGGAAGACACUGAGCUUUAGACAGAGUCAGCAGUGGUUUCCCUUUGUUUUUCCCAUGGAAAAUUUGAAAGUUUUGGGGCUGUUUUGGGCCCAAAGGGAAAGGUUUUUAAUUCAGGGGGGUUUACUAUAA
Molecule: messenger RNA, 1434 nt
Organism: Cyprinodon tularosa
Lineage: Eukaryota; Metazoa; Chordata; Actinopteri; Cyprinodontiformes; Cyprinodontidae
Product: E3 ubiquitin/ISG15 ligase TRIM25-like
Exons: 2
Coding region: 70-1434 (454 amino acids)
Molecular function (GO): zinc ion binding
Source: RefSeq, a predicted model, not a curated record